CUUCAAAGCAAACAUAAAAUUCUAGAGUCGAGUCAUGGCUAAGAAUCAGGCUCGGUUUAUAUUUUCUCAUGUUUUGUUUUUGGCUGUCAUACUUUAUGUUGAUGGUAAGAGAGACGGUCACAGCAAUGGUCAUAAAAAUGGUCAUAACAAUGGCCCUACGACGAGAAAAGGAAGAUGGGAGAGUAAGCUGAAGAUGAAUUUCUAUCACAAGACUUGUCCUGAAGCUGAGGAUAUCGUGAACGAGAUUGUAUCUAAGAAAGUCAAAGCAAACCCUAGCUUGGCUGCCAAGUUAUUGAGGGUUCAUUACCAUGACUGCUUUGUUAGGGGGUGUGAUGCGUCACUGCUUUUAGAUUCGGUUGCUGGAAAAGACGCGUCAGAGAAGGAAGCGAGACCUAACCUCUCGCUUAUAGGGUUUGACAUCAUCGAUGAGAUCAAGUCCGUUCUCGAGAAACGAUGCCCCAAAGUCGUCUCCUGCGCUGACAUUCUCACCCUAGCUGCCCGUGAUGCCGUCUCGUACCAAUAUGGAAGGCCGCUAUGGAAUGUGUUUACGGGACGUGUUGAUGGAAGAGUAUCAUUGGCGACGGAGGCCACCAGAGACUUACCGUCCGCAGGGGCUAACUUCACCGUUCUACAGAAACUCUUUGCCGAGAGCGACUUGAACGUCGUUGACCUCGUGGCUUUAUCAGGAGCACACACAAUAGGAACAGCACGUUGCGGUGUGUUUGGUCGGAGACUGUUGAACUUCACCGGAAAAGGGGACUCAGAUCCUUCUCUCAACCCAAGCUACGCCACUUUACUCAAGUCCAAGUGCACAGACAAAUCUCAAAGACUCAACUCAUCCGCAGUGGUCGGAAUGGACCCCACAGGAGCACUCUCCUUCGAUAGUGGCUACUUUAUCUCUCUCCUCCAACACAAAGGACUCUUUACCUCUGACGCUACCUUGUUGACUGAUCCCUCCGCAGCUCACAUUGCUAGUGUUUUCCAAAACUCUGGAAGCUUUCUUGCGCAGUUUGGUCGGUCUAUGAUCAAGAUGAGCUCUAUAAAGGUCCUUACACUUGGUGAUGAAGGUGGUGAGAUUCGUAGAAACUGUCGCGUUAUCAACUAAUACACAUUCUACCCAAACAAUCACCUUCUAAUUACACCAUGUAAUCAUCUGCUGAGAUUUGUUUUAUUAACGUCUUACUAUUAUUACCAAAAGUAAACUUCUUGUUGUGGUCUUAUGAGUUUAUGAUACAUGAUUGAUGUUUGUUAUAUUAUAACCUUUGACAUAAUGUUUCAUGGAACCAUCUUAUAAAGACUUGUGCCUGA
Eruca vesicaria subsp. sativa (arugula) is the source of this 1308-nucleotide messenger RNA. Lineage: Eukaryota; Viridiplantae; Streptophyta; Magnoliopsida; Brassicales; Brassicaceae. The record is from the annotation of a GenBank genome assembly.